Molecule: messenger RNA, 558 nt
Organism: Paramecium tetraurelia
Lineage: Eukaryota; Ciliophora; Oligohymenophorea; Peniculida; Parameciidae
Exons: 2
Source: RefSeq, a predicted model, not a curated record
AUGUUUAUUUAAGCUUAAAUACCAAGAACUCGUUUGGCCAUCACUCCAACAAAUGUGAGAUCAUUUUGCCUCGAUUCAACUCCCAACAGAUCAUAGUUAAAUGUGCCACAACGAUUUGAUGAAAAAUAACUAUAUGGAUAAGUCAAUGAUCGCUAGAAACUUAUUAUUCAUUCGAGCAAAGAGAAUCUUACAAGAAUCCCUGGCAAUUCAUUUUGUCAAAGUUCCUCCUUGAAAGAACUUCAAAAUUAAAUCUCAGAACUAAUCUAAUAAAGAGAUACAAUGUAAUACACACUUUAGGAAGCAAUUCGAAAAAGCAAUAUUAUGGAAUAGCAGCUAGAAUAACUACAAAACAAGAAGAUUGAGUAGGCCAUGUAAUUCAAGAUCAAUAUCGAUUAGUUUCAAGAACAAAUUAAUAUAUUAGCAAAAAAACUGCAAGAUCUCAUUAAUUAUAAUGAUCAACUCUAGUAACAGUUUUAGAGUCAAUAAUUUUAUAUUGAAGAACUAGAAUUCUAAGAAAACGACCAGUUUAAUAUUACUCAUAACUUUGGAUAAAUAUGA